GAGAGCAGUGAGUGAGCAGGGGACAGUGCAGCAAGUGUCAUCACGUCAGUCAACCUGGGGAGGGCAUCUGGUAGUUUAAAAUGGUGUGAAUAUGAUCAGCAUCAGUGUAGACAGCCAACGGUAGCAAGUAGACUGCCUGGAUUAGAUUUCAGUACCUUCUGCAACUAAAACAAGUGUAUGCAUUUAAAUGGAGGAAACCAUCAAGAAGCAAACUUUUCUUGGGCAGUAAAAAACUACCGAGAAAGUGAUAGUUGGGGCCGUGGAGGUGAGUGAAGCCCUUACCCUUGAGAGGGGUAAAAGAUGACUGUUGUGUCCUGUGAGAUCCAGGACGAGACUGUGGUAGUUUCUCCCCUCUACCAAGAUGAUUGCGACGUGGAGCGGGGCGAUCAGGAGUGUAGCGAGAGGGUCGUCAUCAACAUCUCGGGACUGCGCUUCGAAACUCAACUGAGGACUCUCUCGCGCUUUCCCACCACGCUCUUGGGAGACCCACGUAAAAGGAUGCGCUUUUUCGAUCCGUUGAGAAAUGAGUACUUUUUUGACAGGAAUAGACCCAGCUUUGAUGCCAUCCUCUAUUAUUACCAGUCUGGAGGAAAGCUUAGGAGACCUGUCAACGUUACCAUGGACAUUUUCAUGGAAGAAAUGACAUUUUAUGAAAUCGAAGAGGAAGCAAUUGAUAUGUUUAAAGAAGAUGAAGGUAUGAUCAUAGAGGUGGAACGUGCGAUGCCUGACAACGAGUUUCAGCGCCAGUUGUGGCUGUUGUUUGAGUACCCGGAGAGCUCAGGGCCUGCCCGGAUGAUCGCUGUCGUUUCAGUCAGUGUGAUUGUAAUAUCCAUUGUGAUCUUCUGUCUAGAGACUUUACCACAGUUCAGGGAAGAUACCAGCGCAAACCUACCAUUAAGUAAUCACCAUACCACGAAUGGGACUACUCUCCAUAAAAAACCCAAUCUAUUCACAGAUCCGUUUUUUAUGGUGGAGACACUUUGCAUCGUGUGGUUUUCCUUUGAGUUUCUCGUGAGGUUUUUAUCUUGCCCGAGCAAACCGGCUUUUUUCAAAAACGCCAUGAACUCCAUCGAUAUCUUAGCGAUAGCACCUUAUUUCAUCACCCUUGGCCUUGAACUAGCAGAGCAACAGGAAGCAGGAAGCGAGCAGGCCAUGUCGUUAGCCAUACUCAGAGUCAUCCGUUUGGUUCGAGUGUUCAGGAUUUUUAAACUUUCCAGGCACUCCAAGGGUCUCCAAAUCCUGGGUCAGACACUCCACGCCAGCAUCAGCGAACUCGCGCUUUUGAUAUUCUUUCUUCUCAUAGGGGUUAUUCUGUUCUCCAGCGCAGUUUACUUUGCAGAGGCAGACGACCCUGAAUCGGGAUUCUCAAGUAUCCCCGCCGCGUUCUGGUGGGCGGUGGUGUCCAUGACUACGGUUGGAUAUGGAGACAUGUGCCCGGUUACUAUUGGUGGCAAAAUCGUGGGAUCUAUGUGUGCCAUCGCCGGAGUGCUGACCAUAGCCCUACCUGUCCCUGUUAUCGUGUCCAAUUUUAACUACUUUUAUCACAGAGAGCGUAAUGACGAGGAAACCUCUGUGUAUACCCACGUGACUUGUGGUCAACAGAACGCUUCAUUCGGAGAAUUCAAAUCGACCAGCGACAGCAGACAGUCCCUCACCAAAUCAGAGUACACGGAAGAGGAUUCUUGCGAGACUAUCAGAUUAACAAACUUCAACCCAUUUGAACAUUACACUGGCAAGCUGACAGAUGUAUGAAAAACAAGCAUUGGCCUAGUUGAGCAGGGAAUAAACCGUCUCGAGUACAAGAUCAAAGACCCUUGCCUUUCUGCUACACUUGAAAGAAAAUGCAAGCAAUUCCAUAUAUAUCUGUAACUGGAAAAGUCAAGAUAGUGAUCAAAUGUCACACACUUGUCCCAUGAACUACUGGCCAGUAAUGUGAGAUGACAGGUGCUGCUGUAGCAUCCAAUGGAGAGCCCCUUGAACAAACUACUGAAUGUUCAAUGAACCUUUCAAUGUACUUUGCAAUGUAUUCAAUGAACUGAAAUGACUACUGUGUAGAUAUCCUGUAAUGUAUGGUUGUAAAUAUGCCCUUUUUUUAAUGCUAUCCUUAUGUUCUCAGCUCAGAAUCUAAAUGUGAACAUGCAUUGCUCUGUGUGCCUUUGUGGAAAGUUUUGAAGGAACUACUUGUGUCGUCCUUUAUUUUAUAUAACUAUUUAUUGUACACAAAUUCAAAUUUAGCUGUAAAUGGUCCUUGGGAAGGAAUCACUGGUGUUAAAAUAACUUGCCCAUAGGAAUUUGAAUGAUGUCUGCAUGAGAAAUCAAUAGUUCUCUAAAAUGUUAAUGAAAGGUCUAUUUCUAUUUUUCUAAGAUUGUAAAAUUGUAUGUGAACUUUUA
Oncorhynchus gorbuscha (pink salmon) is the source of this 2391-nucleotide messenger RNA. Its product is annotated as shaker-related potassium channel tsha2. The transcript is spliced from 2 exons. The coding region runs from base 301 to 1752 and encodes 483 amino acids. The record is from RefSeq and is a predicted model, not a curated record. Gene Ontology annotation, molecular function: protein binding; delayed rectifier potassium channel activity. Gene Ontology annotation, cellular component: membrane; voltage-gated potassium channel complex. Gene Ontology annotation, biological process: protein homooligomerization; potassium ion transmembrane transport. NCBI's taxonomy places the organism in Eukaryota, Metazoa, Chordata, Actinopteri, Salmoniformes, Salmonidae.